UGCGGGCACCCCGCACCGCUGAGCUGGCCUUGCCGGGCGCGCGGGGCCUGCCGGGAGGGAGCGGCGGCGGGGAGCGGCGCGGCGCGGGACCGUUGUCCAAACAGGUGACCGCUGCCUGAACGUGUGUUGCUUACAUCCUUUCAGAGCUUCUGCAGUCCCAUGGCAACAUACCUGGAGUUCAUCCAGCAAAAUGAGGAGCGUGAUGGAGUGCGUUUCAGCUGGAACGUGUGGCCCUCCAGCAGGCUGGAGGCCACAAGGAUGGUUGUCCCCCUGGCCUGUCUUCUGACCCCACUGAAGGAGCGUCUUGACCUGCCGCCUGUGCAGUAUGAACCGGUGCUUUGUAGCAGACCGACUUGCAAAGCAGUGCUCAACCCACUCUGCCAAGUUGAUUAUCGGGCCAAGCUCUGGGCUUGUAACUUCUGUUUUCAGAGAAACCAGUUCCCUCCAGCAUAUGCAGGCAUAUCUGAAGUCAAUCAACCAGCAGAGCUUAUGCCUCAGUUUUCAACAAUUGAAUAUAUAGUGCAGCGAGGUCCGCAGACGCCAUUGAUCUUCCUGUAUGUCGUCGACACAUGCUUGGAAGAGGAGGACUUGCAGGCGCUGAAGGAGUCCCUCCAGAUGUCCCUGAGUCUGCUGCCUGCUGAUGCUCUGGUGGGGCUUAUCACUUUUGGCAGAAUGGUGCAGGUUCAUGAGCUGAGCUGUGAAGGGAUUUCCAAGAGCUACGUGUUUAGGGGCACAAAGGACCUGACAGCUAAGCAAAUACAGGAUAUGCUUGGGCUUUCAAGGCCAGCUGUCCCCGUUCAACAGGGAAGACCUCUUCAAACUCCAGAGCAACCUGCUAUUUCAAGCAGGUUUCUGCAGCCAGUACACAAGAUUGACAUGAAUUUAACAGAUCUUCUUGGAGAACUGCAAAGGGACCCAUGGCCAGUGACCCAGGGAAAGAGGCCUCUACGCUCCACUGGAGUAGCUCUUUCAAUUGCUGUUGGCUUAUUGGAGGGCACAUUUCCAAACACAGGGGCCAGAAUAAUGCUGUUUACAGGUGGGCCACCAACACAAGGACCGGGCAUGGUGGUGGGAGAUGAACUGAAAACACCCAUCCGUUCUUGGCAUGACAUAGAGAAGGACAAUGCAAGGUUCAUGAAGAAGGCCACCAAACACUACGAGACUCUGGCUAAUCGCACCGCAGCCAACGGGCACUGCAUCGACAUCUACGCCUGCGCCCUGGAUCAGACUGGACUGCUAGAGAUGAAGUGUUGUGCAAACCUCACUGGAGGACACAUGGUGAUGGGAGACUCCUUCAACACUUCUCUCUUCAAGCAGACCUUCCAGCGGGUAUUUAACAAAGGGUUCAACGGGGAAUUUCGGAUGGCUUUUGGUGCAAAUUUGGAUGUGAAGACCUCUAGAGAGCUGAAAAUUGCAGGAGCUAUUGGACCAUGCAUAUCCCUGAAUGCUAAAGGGCCAUGUGUCUCUGAAAAUGAGCUUGGUAUUGGAGGAACAUCUCAAUGGAAAAUUUGUAGUCUGGAUCCCAGCACAACUCUGGCCAUUUACUUUGAAGUGGUAAAUCAGCACAAUGCGCCAAUACCUCAGGGAGGCAGAGGGGCAGUGCAGUUUGUCACUCAGUAUCAACACGCCAGUACACAGAAGCGCAUUCGUGUCACCACCAUAGCCAGAAAUUGGGCAGAUGCACAGAGUCAGCUCCAGCAUAUAGAAGCUGCGUUUGACCAGGAAGCAGCUGCUGUGUUGAUGGCACGACUGGGAGUGUACAGAGCUGAAUCUGAGGAGGGACCCGAUGUUCUGCGAUGGCUGGACAGGCAGCUGAUCAGACUGUGUCAGAAAUUCGGACAAUACAACAAAGAUGAUCCCAACUCCUUCAGAUUGUCAGAAUCAUUUUCUUUGUAUCCCCAGUUCAUGUUCCAUCUGCGACGCUCCCCAUUCCUGCAGGUCUUUAAUAACAGUCCAGAUGAAUCUUCUUAUUACCGUCACCACUUUGCUAGGCAAGAUCUGACCCAGUCUCUCAUUAUGAUCCAGCCUAUCCUUUAUGCUUAUUCCUUCCAUGGACCUCCUGAGCCGGUGCUCUUGGACAGCAGCAGUAUUCUUCCUGACAGAAUCCUACUGAUGGAUACCUUCUUCCAGAUAGUUAUCUACCUUGGUGAGACUAUUGCACAGUGGCAGAAAGCUGGUUACCAAGACAUGCCUGAAUAUGAAAACUUCAAGCACCUACUGCAAGCCCCACUGGAUGACGCCCAGGAAAUCUUGCAGACUAGAUUCCCAAUGCCGCGUUACAUCCACACUGAACAUGGGGGCAGUCAGGCCCGGUUCCUCUUGUCUAAAGUGAACCCUUCUCAGACCCACAAUAACCUCUAUGCAUGGGGACAGGAAUCGGGAGCUCCAAUCUUGACAGAUGAUGUUAGUCUCCAGGUAUUCAUGGACCAUCUAAAAAAGCUGGCAGUUUCAAGUGCCUCGUGACUUUGAUCAAACUGAGAAGCAAGAACAGAAGUUACAUAGAUCAUGUUGGUGACAGAAGUGGAGCAAUUAUUUACAUUUCCUUCUCUCUUUCUUAGCCUAAAGUUUUUAAGUAUGAAAUGAAAUAAAUCUUCAAGGAGAGUUUUUUACUUGGUCCUUCUAGAUAUUAAUUUAUUUGUAUUCCUUUUCAUCUGUAUUCUGUUUACAUUUUUCAUAUAUUGUAAUUAGAGCUAAAGGAUGUUUUAGCCAAUAUAGAUUUUAACAGUCUUUAGCUGAAGUUUUAAUGUUGUGUGUUCUUAAAUGGUAUCUUUUAGCAACGAGGGACUGUAUUAAUGAAAAUUAAAACUGGGUAAGAGCAUUACUAUUUAGUGCUAUCCCCAA
Tyto alba (common barn owl) is the source of this 2841-nucleotide messenger RNA. RefSeq names its product SEC23 homolog B, COPII coat complex component (gene SEC23B). Gene Ontology annotation, biological process: endoplasmic reticulum to Golgi vesicle-mediated transport; COPII-coated vesicle cargo loading; intracellular protein transport. The coding region runs from base 160 to 2463 and encodes 767 amino acids. Gene Ontology annotation, molecular function: GTPase activator activity; zinc ion binding. Gene Ontology annotation, cellular component: endoplasmic reticulum exit site; COPII vesicle coat. The transcript is spliced from 20 exons. The record is from RefSeq and is a predicted model, not a curated record. NCBI's taxonomy places the organism in Eukaryota, Metazoa, Chordata, Aves, Strigiformes, Tytonidae.